AAUAUCCGCUAUCCAGUCUUUACAUAGAGAUCAGCGGCAGUGGUUUAGAUUAGCUAGCGGCUAGGGCCGGGGACGGGUGGAUACAGUUUGGUAGUUGAAAACGUACCCGUUUGCCAUGAUCAGAAGUGCAACCACAAUGUGGUGGCUUUCUACUUCUAGGACCUCUGCCCAAGACCGAGUGAUUCUGACCGUGAACGAUAAACCAGUUCGUGGAGAAAACGGUAAAUUCAAGCAAGUCGUGUCGGUCAAGUCAUAUCGGGACGGAAGAGUACAGGUGUGUUUUGAUGACGGAAGCACCAGAGAACUUCUGCUUGCCGAUUACAGUGCAGAUGGUACUACACCUGAUAACAUGGGGGUAGAACAGUUUGCCGAGCAUUUGAAGCGGCGGUUCCCUACUUUGACAAAUGCCCCUGUACAAGGAACCAAAAUGCCACACAAGUCAUCUCCUUCUACCCCAGCUCAACCAUCGCCACCAAAAAAUGAAGGACAUUGGAAGCGCAAUCUAUUGGUGGGGCUAAUAUGUGCACCACUUGCCGUGGGCGCAGCGGUGGUAGCUCUACCGGCGAUUGGCUUCACGGCCGGCGGCAUAGCGGCCGGAUCCUACGCCGCCGGCAUGAUGUCGUCCGCGGCGGUCGCCAGCGGUGGAGGAGUGGCUGCUGGUUCAUUGGUGGCGACCCUGCAGGCCGCCGGGGCCGCGGGCCUCGGCGCCGGCGCCACGGCAGCUGUGGCCGGUACCGGCGCUGCCGCCGGGGCAAGUGCUGCGUACGUAGCAGGCAAGGUUGAGGAUCAACUCAAGAAGACCAGCGACGAAAAAAAGAAAUAAGCAAAAAUAUCUCAAGCCGAAAGUAUUAACAUGAGAUAUCAGGUUAUAUGGUCCUUGAAACAAUUUAUUGUGCUUAAAAUUAUUUCCGUGAUAGGAAUCUUCUAAAAGAGUAACAUUUUCUGGUGAGGUCAAGAGGUGACCAGCAGUUUUAGAGUAAACCUGCUUAUGAGUGUUACUUGUAUUGAAUGGCUAGUGUAUGAAAACACUGAAUAUGGGAAUGUGUGCUAAGAUUUAAGUGCUUAUAUUGAACUAUAAUUAUAUAAAACUGUAAUUUCUUCCCAUUGUCUUCUACAGGUUUCUUUAGGCUUUCGAGCUACUUAUGAGGAAUCCUUGGCUUCAUUGCCAGAAAAAAAUUAUAUAUAAAAAAUAUAAAAAAACAUAAUAGCACUUAUAUUUUUAAUUAAUAAUUGUUUACAUUAUACAUGGUGCUUACAGUGCUUUGAUUUUCUCGGAGGGGAUCAUUGAAUCGCGAUUUAUACGAUUCCAGAUUCGUCGGACUGGUUCUUGACUGUAGUCCUAGUUUUUAGCAGUUGUCAUUUUAGAUUUUUGUCGUAAAUGCUAACGAGUGCUUUAAGUUUAUUCAAAGAAAUUGUAAGCCUUAAAUAGUACAUUUUGGUUUUUGGAUUCAAGUUUUCACUAACUGACCACCACAAAAUUAUUUCAUAAUUUCACACCACGUUCGCGUCUACUUUGGAUUUCGGAAUUGAAACAAGUAAGAGGUCAAUUCUUGGCACGAUAUUUCUGUUUAAUGUCAGCCGAUUUUUCAGUUUCCACAAAUUGAGAUGCUAAAGUAACAAUUUUACAAAGGCCCUUUUUUCGAGGGUGAUUUUCAUAAGAAAUAAAUUCACCCCAAAUUAAGUGAUUGCAAA
Messenger RNA from Patiria miniata (bat star), 1692 nucleotides. Its product is annotated as interferon alpha-inducible protein 27-like protein 2B. The record is from RefSeq and is a predicted model, not a curated record. Gene Ontology annotation, cellular component: membrane; mitochondrion. NCBI's taxonomy places the organism in Eukaryota, Metazoa, Echinodermata, Asteroidea, Valvatida, Asterinidae. The transcript is spliced from 4 exons. The coding region runs from base 116 to 823 and encodes 235 amino acids. Gene Ontology annotation, biological process: apoptotic signaling pathway.